This is a messenger RNA of Spodoptera frugiperda (fall armyworm), 1923 nucleotides long. RefSeq names its product cardioacceleratory peptide receptor-like (gene NGR-A30). Gene Ontology annotation, biological process: G protein-coupled receptor signaling pathway. Lineage: Eukaryota; Metazoa; Arthropoda; Insecta; Lepidoptera; Noctuidae. Gene Ontology annotation, cellular component: membrane. The record is from RefSeq and is a predicted model, not a curated record. Gene Ontology annotation, molecular function: vasopressin receptor activity. The coding region runs from base 316 to 1599 and encodes 427 amino acids. The transcript is spliced from 11 exons.
CAGAGCGACUCUGAAACCGUCAGCCGACCGAGCCGGACGGCCGCGCUACAAUCGCGAACUCCCGAAAAUAAACUUAAAACUUUCAAUGCACAUUAUAAUCUAAUAAACAAUUCAGUGUAAUUAUAUUAUAAAUUAUAUAUAGUUAUAUUUAAAUAUAACGUGAUUUUUGUAUAUAUAUAUAUAUAUAUAUAAUUUUUUCGGUGUGUGUUGUGUAGUGAAAAACUUUGGUGUUUAUAAAAUAAGAUUGAAAAAGUUGGGAAGCCGACGACAUUGUACUGCAUUAAUACCAAGAUGUAAUUCAAAGACGAAGGAGAAAUGGAGGAGGAACAAUGUCUGAACUGCACGCUCUAUGCAGAGUUCAAUGACACCUUAUAUAAGAACAUCACCAAGAAUGAGACCACUAUCAAUAAGUUCUAUUUCUAUCAGUCGGCACAACUGGCGAUCCUAUGGGUGCUGCUCGUGACCAUCGUGGCUGGCAACGCGACCGUAGUCCUCGCGUUGCUGCUCACCAAAACUAGGAAGAGUCGGAUGAACUUCUUCAUCAUGCAAUUGGCAAUAGCAGAUUUAUUAGUGGGUUUGAUAAGCGUGCUGCCGGAUUUAAUACAACGGAUCACAAUCACGUGGCUUGCUGGAUCCAUCACAUGUAAAAUGAUGAAGUAUUUACAAGGUGUCGUUACAUAUUCUUCUACAUACGUAUUAGUGGCACUGAGUGUGGACCGAUGUGAUGCCAUCACCCAUCCUAUGAACUUCACUGGAAGCUGGCGUCGAGCGCGUGCAUUAAUUCUUGGAGCAUGGUUCGUCAGCUUUCUGUUCUGUGUCCCGAUGCUGUUUCUGUUUGAUGAAGCAAAUGUAGAAGGGAUCUACCAAUGCUGGUCAGGCAUCAGCAAACUGCAGUGGAGGAUAUGGAUGACCAGUGUAUUUGUGUCCUUGUUCGUGGCACCAGCUCUGACGAUAUCUGCCUGCUACGGAGUGAUCGUGGUCACGAUACGGCAGAAGAGUAAUCGAGUACUAGGUAGGAGAGCUACGGCGACUAGACAAUACAGUGACGACUUGGACAGCCGACGGGCAAGCAGCCGCGGCAUCAUACCAAAGGCGAAGAUCAAAACUGUCAAAAUGACAUUCGUUAUUGUUUUCGUCUUCGUGCUAUGCUGGUCUCCAUACAUGAUCUUCGACCUGCUGCAAGUCUACGGCUACGUUCCAGACACGCAAGGGAACAUAGCCAUCGCCUCGCUCAUUCAGAGCCUGGCACCGCUCAACUCUGCAGCCAACCCUGUCAUAUACUUCAUAUUCUCUAACAGAAUAUUUGUUAGCCUAAGGAACAUUCCUCCAUACAAAUGGCUAUGGUGUUGGGUGCGGGCGAGUGACAGUCCUGCUGGGAACGAAUCGCGGGCACACACUGAGCUGCUGACGUCAUCACAUCGACGGACUAGGCAUGAACUGACUAUACGAGUAAAAGACGACAGCGUGAAGUUUCCAAAGCAGCGUCUACACCAGUGCAACAGCACAAACUCCAAAAAGGUUCGUUUACAUCUGCCCGACCAGCAGAUCAACAACAACUGCCAUCCACCGCAACGAAGAAGGGAUGAUACUUUCCUGUAGACUUAUUAAACAACGUCUUAAUAUGCCGUAGUUCAUUUAUCUUUGAAAAUUACUCGACUUAAAUAUAUGUUGAAUGAAUUACUUACUGUUUGAGGUAACUUGACUAGUGUCAAAUCAUGACAGAGACCUUUAGACGUGAAUAGCAUGUAAAUGACGAUGCAAUAUGCAGCCAACAUAGUACAGUCGGAAUAUCCAUCGUACAUUCCAAAGUAAUCGUAGAAUUCACGUGAAAAUCAUAAGAGGUAUUAGCUUCUGCUAGCUGCUUCUAUCUUAUUACCCAAGUCAGCUCAUACCCUGUCUGUAUACCAUCAAAAUCCGUUCAGU